Sphaerodactylus townsendi is the source of this 4258-nucleotide messenger RNA. It is a transcript of the gene JAKMIP2, whose product is annotated as janus kinase and microtubule interacting protein 2. The transcript is spliced from 22 exons. The record is from RefSeq and is a predicted model, not a curated record. Gene Ontology annotation, molecular function: microtubule binding; kinase binding. The coding region runs from base 286 to 2742 and encodes 818 amino acids. Lineage: Eukaryota; Metazoa; Chordata; Lepidosauria; Squamata; Sphaerodactylidae.
UCAGCAUCACCAACCAAAAAAAGGGGGGGGGGAGGAGCAGCUGCUGCUGCUGCUGCUGUGUUCCGAAGCCACCUCAGGAGAAGGGAAAAUGGAUUCAGCUCGCCCAUCCCUCGCCUUGCAACACCUUCCCUUGGUUUGGACAUGGAUUUCCAAAGGAGCAGAUGUGGGGAUGUUGAAUAAUGUCACACAUUAAGUGUUGAGACAAAUUGGAUGGAAAGAAAUCAAAAAUGGCCGUUCCUAUUUGAAAAAGAUUUCUCACGCACAGAAUCACAGUAGCCAACAGCUAUGUCAAAAAAAGGACGCAGCAAGGCUGAAAAGCCUGAGGCACUUAUUAUGUCCUUACAAGCUGCCAAUGAAGAUCUCAGGACCAAACUAACAGAUAUUCAAAUUGAGCUUCAUCAGGAGAAAUCUAAGGUAAAUAGACUUGAAAGGGAGAAAACCCAAGAAACAAAGCGGAUCCGGGAGCUGGAGCAGCGCAAGCAGACAGUGCAGAUCACCGAACUAAAAGCCAAGCUUCACGAGGAGAAGAUGAAGGAAUUACAAGCUGUGAGGGAAAAUCUGAUCAAACAGCAUGAACAGGAAAUGGCACGGACAAUGAAAAUUAGAGACAGUGAAAUCCAGAGGCUUAAAUCGGCACUGUACGCCUUGCGGGAAGGGAGCAGCGACAAAGUACGGACAGCAUUGACUAUUGAGGCCCGUGAAGAGGCCAGGAAACAAUUUGAUUCUGAGCGCCUUAAGCUUUUGCAGGAAAUCACUGAACUGAAGUCUGCCAAAAAACAGGUGGACGAAGCUCUGAACAACAUGAUCCAGGCUGAUAAGAUCAAAGCCGGUGAUCUUCGAAGUGAGCACCAGUCCCAUCAGGAAGCUAUCUCUAAGUUCAAAUGGGAGAGCGAAAGGGAUAUCCGCAGGCUGAUGGAUGAGAUCAAAGCAAAAGACAGAAUAAUCUUUUCCUUGGAGAAAGAGCUGGAGACCCAGACUGGAUACGUUCAGAAGCUUCAGUUGCAGAAAGAGGCUUUGGAUGAGCAACUCUUCUUAGUAAAAGAAGCUGAAUGUAACAUGAGCAGUCCCAAAAGAGAAAUCCCGGGCAGAGCAGGAGAUGGCUCUGAGCACUGCAGCAGUCCCGAUCUACGCAGAAACCAGAAGAGAAUGGCAGAGCUCAAUGCUACUAUACGGAAACUCGAAGAUAGGAAUACACUGCUUGUAGAUGAACGGAACGAACUGUUGAAACGUGUUCGAGAAGCUGAAAAACAAUGCAAACCUCUCCUGGAAAGAAAUAAGUGCCUCUCCAAGAGAAAUGAUGAGCUCAUGCAGUCAUUACAACGCAUGGAGGACAAGCUCAAAGCAAUCACCAAGGAGAAUUUAGAAAUGAAAGAAAAAAUGACAGCACAUCCUCCUCUGAAGAAAUUAAAAUCUCUCAAUGACCUGGAUCAAGCUAACGAAGAGCAAGAAACUGAAUUUUUGAAACUUCAGGUUAUAGAACAACAGAAUAUAAUUGAUGAGUUGACACGGGACCGAGAGAAACUUAUUCGGCGCAGGAAGCAUAAAAGAAAACCAAUUAAGAGGCAUAUAUUAGACACAGUUUAUGGGGGUGAUGAUGACUCCAUGGACUCUGAAACCUCAUCCAUGGCUUCAUUCAGGACAGACAGAACACCAGCAACUCCAGAUGAAGACCUGGAUGAAAGUUUAGCAGCUGAAGAAUCAGAGCUGCGAUUUCGGCAAUUAACUAAGGAGUACCAGGCCCUGCAGCGAGCAUACGCCUUACUGCAGGAACAAACCGGAGGGCUCAUAGAUGCUGAACGAGAAGCCAAGGCACAGGAGCAGCUCCAAGCUGAAGUCCAGAGGUAUAAAGCUAAAAUAGAAGAUCUGGAAAAAACCUUGGCCCAGAGAGGACAGGACUCCCACUGGGUAGAGGAUAAGCAACUUUUUAUCAAGAGGAAUCAGGAGCUUUUGGAUAAGAUUGAAAAAUUGGAAGCAGACAACAGUCGGUUGCAACAAGAGCUACAGGAUGCCAGAGAUCAGAAUGAGCUGUUGGAAUUCCGAAAUCUAGAACUUGAAGAAAGAGAAAGAAGGUCUCCACCAUUUAAUCUUCAGAUCCACCCAUUCUCUGAUGGUGUAAGCGCUCUUCAGAUCUACUGCAUGAAAGAAGGUGUCAAGGAUGUUAGUAUUCCAGACCUCAUAAAGCAGUUGGACAUCUUGGGUGACAAUGGGAAUUUAAGAAAUGAAGAGCAAGUAGCCAUAAUCCAAGCAAGCACUGUAUUAUCCCUGGCAGAAAAGUGGAUACAGCAGAUUGAAGGGGCUGAAGCAGCUCUGCACCAGAAGAUGAUGGAACUGGAGAGUGACAUGGAGCAGUUUUGUAAAAUAAAAGGUUACCUAGAAGAAGAGCUGGACUACAGAAAACAAGCUCUUGACCAAGCCUACAUGAGAAUCCAGGAGCUUGAAGCUACUUUGUACAAUGCCUUGCAGCAAGAAACAGUGAUAAAGUUUGGAGAAUUGCUAAGUGAGAAACAGCAGGAAGAACUGAGAACUGCUGUAGAAAAACUAAGAAGACAGAUGCUGAGAAAAAGCAGAGAAUAUGACUGUCAGAUCCUACAGGAGAGGAUGGAGUUGCUUCAGCAAGCACAUCAGAGGAUCCGAGAUUUAGAAGAUAAAACUGACAUCCAGAAGAGACAGAUCAAGGAUUUAGAAGAAAAGUUUCUCUUUCUGUUCUUGUUCUUCUCUCUUGCCUUUAUUCUUUGGCCUUGAUGUCAUUGUGCCUCUUGGGAAGAGUGACUGAAACACACAGAGAAGUCCUCAAAAGGGCAGAUGCUUCCAAACCCAUGAAGGAGAGAACACUGUUUACAACCACUUCAAAACAAAGCAACACUCUGUAGUCAAGACCACACCCACCAUGUAGUUCAAAGCCAUUAUUCAAGAUUUGUCACCUGACAGUUCCUGUCUAAAGCUACAAUAUAUGCUGCACUUAAUGAAAUUCUAAAAGAGGGCAAAGAAUAUCCCAUCAGUGUAUAUCACUAGAAUUCAAUUUUUAGCUAAAGGAAAAGCAAGAAACCACAUUCAGCAGAUUGAAUGAAGGUAUGUCAGGCAAGGAACCAAAGUUACUAUGAACAGUCUAUCCCUGCUGUGCAGGGGGAUUAUUUUAAACAUAACACCAACUUCCCAUGAAAGUCUUCAAUAAUGAAGGGAAGAGAGCAAAGGAAAUGUACUGCGAACUCUAAGGGGACAAUAAAACAGUCAAUUUGGAAAGUCUGGCUUUCUUAAUACAGGGACUCUUUUUCUUUCUGAUUUUAAACUCAGGAACAAUGACAGCUGCAAUGUGAACAAAAUGGGAGAAAAUGUACUCUGUUUUUGUUUUGUAAUGGGUAAAAUAUGUCAAUGGAGUAGAUACCAUUUGAACAUGACCUUGCUGCUGUCUCCAGGAGCAAGGAAAGGACGAAUGUGAAGAAUGAACAUGGUGAGAACGGCUGACAGUGCUCUUGAAGAUUCCUAACAAUGCUGUAGUCUUAUCUGUCAUCAGGAUUCUUUCACAGAGGACAGCGAGAUAGACAUGUUUGUUACAUCAAAUGAAGAACCCUGCAAGAACUCAACUUUCAUUCCCCUAACCAUUUAAUGUAUCUUUAGUAACUGGAAAUAAAGUGGAAAUGUCACCUGACUCCAAAAUGGUUAUGUCAGAGAGGAAGUCAACACCUGUUAAUCAGACCUCAGCUUCCAGAAGAGUUUCUGCCUCAGUUCACCUAUUAAUGUACAAGUGAAAUGCUUAUAAACAAUUUGUUUCCCCAUGCCAUGGUCACUUUCUAGUCAGCUGCAUGAACCAAAAUCAGGCUCUGGCUGCUGCACUAACACAUAAAGGCAUAUGGAGGUGUUAAAUGUAGCCUCCAGUUCAUAAUUAAGGUUUGGCAUUUAUCUCCCAGUUUACAGUACACUUCUCUCAAUUUUAUUAGAUUUUCUUUGGGAAAUGGCCUUUGCUCAUAGAGCUUACCUUUUAGAGUCAUUGGUUUGUACGCUGUGUACCAUCAAUUUGCAUGGAGACUAACAUCAUCUCUUUGUUAAAGGCAGCAGCAGAGCCUGCUUCUGUUUAUUAGCUCAACCUGGGUUCUGUUCCUUGUUGGCCCCAUAGAACCUGCUCUUCCAUUUCACUGAUUUAGGACUCUUCCUCUCCCCUUGUGACUCUUCCUUGCCAUGUGGUUAGAAGGAGUAUGUUUCUUACCUGUGCCCUCACACAGUUUAAAUACAUUCAAGAAAUUUAAAUAAAGCAAGUCCAGCA